AUGGCAGUAGUGAACGUCUGGCUAUUUCCCGUACUCAUAUCGUCCUAUUCAAUAUUUUGUCUGUUAACUUGGUAAAAGUUUUUCGCAGUUUUGGAUGUUGAAACUUUUUUUUUUUUCGAGUUUUGAAUAUUUCAAAUUAAACGUUGUUCAUGAAUCUUGAAGUUCAGUGCUUCCCUUUCCGCAUAUUAUCACAGUUUUCCGUCCCGAUGGCCUUACUUGAGGUUGCGAAAAAGAAAAAAUUGGGAUAAAUAUUGAAUUAAGCGAUUUUACAAAAGAAGUGCCUGCGAAGAAUGCCUUCGCCGUCAUGACUAAUCACAUCCUGCUCAUGGGUCAGUUGCAAACACACCUGAACAGGUAAAACGGGUCUCAGCGCUGAUCUGGAUCUACCUGAAACAUCGAGAGCUCAUCUCCUACUUCCUGCAGUCUUCGCUGCAGCACCUUCGCACAUGGAGCACCGCCAACACAGCCAUCGGCUUCGGAGCCAUCUUUUUCAUGCAACUUAGUGUCAACUUCCCGGUUUGAGAAUUUGUUUUAUUUCAAAAGUUUUGAACCGAUGGAGGAGACGAAAGUGCCCCACAUGGAGUAUUACUCGAACCGAGCCAGUUUGGUUCUGUUCAUCGUAUACGUCUGGCUGCACUGCUUGCUCUCGAGCCGCGUCGCCGACAAAAACAUUUCCAACACCAAGUUGUUAGUUGUGCGCCUCACCAUCGCCGCCGCUCUCUCCUCUUGCGCCGUUUCCAGUUUGGUUUUCUUUCAACUUCAAUUUCCACUUUCAAUCAUAGCUUGCUCACGAAAUCUUAGUAUGUUUUUGAAAAUGGGAAUGUUCGAAAAUAAAAUGCGGAGAGGCUGACAUUUUCUGCCAAACCUCACUAAAAGCCACUGAAUCUAGAAAUAAAGUUUCUCAAAUUCGUUCUGCUCUUUCAAAUGUUUUUCGAGUUUUGUUUUAUAUUCACCUCAAUCUUAUAAAUUUAGUGCUCCAAUUGGUCAAAACUCACCCUUCCGCCGUAAGUUCGCCGAUGUCUUUGAAAGAGUCGAUUGGAAUCUAGCAAUAUGGGGCGAUAUACGAGUGGGCUUGCUACUUAUCCUUCUGCUUUUUCUUGUUGACAGAUGCCUACGAGUUUCGCAAUUUGGUUUGCUUAAAGAAUGACAAAUGGUAGAUUUUUGGAUUACAGGUUUUCCGUGCUCCGAAGCUUGUAAUUCGAGGAUCCUCAACCUACGAUGAAGCAGUUUUCAGUGGAGAGACUCAGGAAGAAGAGACGGAGGACUACCGCCAAUCUUGGCUCACAACUCAGCUUGUCAGAUGA
This is a messenger RNA of Caenorhabditis auriculariae, 1304 nucleotides long. The record is from the annotation of a GenBank genome assembly. NCBI's taxonomy places the organism in Eukaryota, Metazoa, Nematoda, Chromadorea, Rhabditida, Rhabditidae.